UCUCGCUUUUUUCUUUUUACAGGUCAAGCUAGCUAUCGCGAGACCUAACAUCCUAAGAAAGGAAGACUUUCUAUCAUGACCGGCUCAGCUUCGCUCCCGGAGAUCCCACGUGACAACAACGAAGGCGUUUUGGAGUUAAACAAGGAUUUGGAGACAAUGAUAGAAAACGUUGAGAAUAUAUCAGUUCAGGUGACCUGGAUGGCUUAUGACUUGGUGGCACUCCGGACCAGUCCAGAGCUGGGGUCUUCUCUGCAGAAACUGGAAGAGGCCUAUAGAAGAUGCAGAGCUGCUGUGUUUGGAGUACAGCAGCCAGAGAAGGCCGAAGUUCUUGAUGCUACUGCUGCAGCACACAUCUGAUGGGAUUCUGCUGCAGCACACAUCUGAUGGGAUUCUGCUGCAGCACACAUCUGAUGGGAUUCUGCUGCAGCACACAUUUGAUGGGAUUCUUAGUUCACAACAUUACUGCAGUAAAGUCAAGAGGACGGUUUGUUGACACAGUCCAGAUAGGAAACUGUAAUCAUAUUGUUUGUGUUCAAGCUAAUUUUGCAAUUGUAACAACUUUAUUUUACUCUUCCGAGCAAGUUUUGGACUUCCAUGAACUCUCUAUGCAUUUGAAAUGAUGUUUUUUACAUCACUGCUCAGCUACUUUGACUGUUUGUGUGUUUAUAUAAGCAUUCUAUUGUUGUGUUCU
This is a messenger RNA of Labrus bergylta (ballan wrasse), 691 nucleotides long. It is a transcript of the gene syce3, whose product is annotated as synaptonemal complex central element protein 3. Gene Ontology annotation, biological process: synaptonemal complex assembly; reciprocal meiotic recombination; spermatogenesis. The record is from RefSeq and is a predicted model, not a curated record. NCBI's taxonomy places the organism in Eukaryota, Metazoa, Chordata, Actinopteri, Labriformes, Labridae.